GUAAAAAAUUGUAUUUGAAAUUUAAGAAUUUAAAACUUUUUAUAUGUGAGAUACAGUCAGCGAAAGUCGUAGCUUGGGUUAAAAUGACACCAGUUCGAGUAAAUCAAAACAACAUUUUAUGUAGAUUUCGUGAUUUACCAACAUAUAAUCAUGCGACCUUGCUGAUAGUUAGUGUUAAGGGUAUUGGCUCGGAAGAUCUUGUCGAAGCAAUAUUACAAAUGGACACAUCGUAUUCUGUUCAAAUUCGCACCACAACAAGUCUACCUUUGCCACAACUGUCAAAGACUGAAAGUCGUCCUCGGAUUGACUACAUCAUCUUUGCCUUGGAUCUAAGCAAUCAACACAGUUGUCAAAUGAUUGAAGAAGCAGUCGCCUUUGUGGAUGUGGAUUACUUUAUUGGUCGUAGCUGUUUCAUAUUGUCCAAAGCAAAUCAGGAGCAUCUUCACAGUGUGGAUGUAACAUAUAUUACAGACAUGAUCAAGGCAUAUGACUCGACAAUGUUUUUUGGUGACCUUCAGAAUAAAGAUGACAGAUUCAACAUGGUCGAGAAAAUUCUUCAUCAUGUUGAAGUUGCAUGUGGUUUUCGCAAAGGCAUUAACCCCCUCUUGCUUUCUGCCACAAAACAUUUAUAUAGCUUUGAUGACAUGAUGACACCAUGAUUCAUAAACUUAAGUUCUCUUAUUUUACAUUCUUACACUGUAAAUAAAAAGCAAGGCCAGCCA
Messenger RNA from Xenia sp. Carnegie-2017, 722 nucleotides. Its product is annotated as centromere protein M-like. NCBI's taxonomy places the organism in Eukaryota, Metazoa, Cnidaria, Anthozoa, Malacalcyonacea, Xeniidae. Bases 84 to 659 code for a protein of 191 amino acids. The transcript is spliced from 6 exons. The record is from RefSeq and is a predicted model, not a curated record.